Messenger RNA from Hibiscus syriacus, 447 nucleotides. RefSeq lists its product as uncharacterized. The transcript has 2 exons. The record is from RefSeq and is a predicted model, not a curated record. The coding region runs from base 1 to 447 and encodes 148 amino acids. Lineage: Eukaryota; Viridiplantae; Streptophyta; Magnoliopsida; Malvales; Malvaceae.
AUGGCUAGACAUGAGACUGGGGCCAAGCCAAGAGUGGCCUCUCAACAGUAUGCAAUACGAUGCCCAAUGAGGAUUCAUGAUCAGACCUUUCCAGUGGACUUGAUGAAGUUACCCUUAUUGGAGUUCGACUUGAUCUUAGGGAUAGAUUGGUUAACCGAACACGAUGCCAGUUUGAGGUGCAAAACCAUACGGCUUAAGCUCAUAGCUAUCGAUGGAACCAAGUUGGUGAUGACUAGUGAAAGAUCCCAUCAGACGAGGAUUAUUUCAGUUUUGAAAGCCCAAAGGAUAAUCGACUGUGGGUGUGAGGCCUUCUUGGCUCAUGUGGUCGACACUCGAAUUUUAGCACCUACACUAGGGGAUAUCCGAACAGUGCGAGACUUUUUCGAUGUGUUCCCAGAGGAGUUGUCGGGUUUACCACCCGAGCGUGCAUUAGUGUCUGAUACUUAA